ACAACAGUCUCAUUAUCAUUGUCCAAAAUAUUUAUUGGUGGCGGUGUUUUUGUUAAGUGUCUCGUAGCAAGCACAAUGUUGAGCCGGGGCAGCAGUAGUUUCGUCAAACACUACUUGAGCUCUCGGCGCUUCCACAAACUCCCACUCCACCCUUUCUCUCCAUCUUCCCGCUCCCUUUUUUCUCCCUUGUUCCGAACCCACCGAGCUCUUAAGUUAAACCAGCCCAAACCCAUUUCAAAUUUUUCUUCUGAGACUUCCCGAACCAGCUCCCUUGUCUUCUCUUACCUUGUUGUGGACGUUCGCUGCCAUAAACAUGUUGCGGAUAUGCUUUCAGAUGCUCUUUUAUGCUUUGGAGCAAGCUCUGCAACCAUUGACCAAAAUGACGCCGAUGACAGUUCUGAGUCUGAUGAGAUAUGUAUUACUUCCAUAUUUCCAGAAGGCCACAAUAUAAGCUCGUCCAUUUCACAUGCUGCUGAUUCCAUUGGUCUGAAGGAAAUACCUAAUUAUGAAGUUAGGGUGGGCGAGCAAUAUGAUUGGAUAAGGAAAACUCAGGAAUCCUUCAAUCCAGUCGAAGUUACAGAAGGAGUUUGGAUUGUGCCUGAGUGGAGAAGUCCCCCUGAUAUUAAAGCAACAAAUAUAAUACUGAAUCCUGGAUUAGCAUUCGGAAGUGGGGAGCAUUCUACCACUAAGCUGUGCCUCUUGAUGCUUCAUGAUUCGAUCAAGGGUGGAGAACUCUUCUUGGACUAUGGCACAGGUUCUGGAAUUCUCGCAAUUGCAGCACUUAAGUUUGGUGCUGCCUUAUCGGUUGGAAUUGAUAUAGAUCCCCAAGCAAUUACAUCUGCACGACAGAAUGCUGCUCUGAAUGACAUAGGACCUGAGAAGAUGGAAGUACGCCUUGUUCCAGACAAAACCUGCUCUGUGGCAACGGACUCAUGGGGAGCAACAGAUGAACAAAGCUCCAAUGAAGUUGAAAUGAUUUCAGAAACAGAGAAAUAUGACAUGGUGGUUGCAAAUAUUCUGUUGAAUCCUCUAAUGGAUUUAGCAGAAAAUAUAGUGUCUUAUGCCAAGCCAAGGGCAGUGAUUGCUCUUUCUGGAAUUCUAUCCGAGCAGCUUCCAUCCAUUAUGGAGCGUUACUCACCGUUCCUGGAAGGCAUAACAGUGACAGAGAUGGAUGAUUGGGCCUGUGUUUGUGGCAGAAAGAAAGCAAAUUAUGCUGCCAACUGAGAAGAAGAUAACCCUGCGUUUUGUUAAGCGUUUUUGGUGAAAGCACAAGCCAGGUUAGAACUUAGAACGAAGAGAUUCUCAACCUGACUGCCCCAUCAUGAAAUUCUCUGCUUGGCCCAGGAAGAACUUAUCCAAAAACUUCUAUGGUUUAUCCAAACAUUUCACAGAUACGAGAACUUUUUCAAUUGUUUCUUUAUAGUCCAAGCAAGUACCUUGCUUAAAAUUUCAAAUAAUUAUUAAUUCUUACUAAUGCAAGAAUGGCUUUAGCAAACGGUAAAAGUUAGAAAUGUAUUUUUGAAAGAGGGUGGAUUGAAUCCAAGGAAAAAAAAAUUAGUGACGCAAA
Molecule: messenger RNA, 1567 nt
Organism: Humulus lupulus (European hop)
Lineage: Eukaryota; Viridiplantae; Streptophyta; Magnoliopsida; Rosales; Cannabaceae
Exons: 7
Coding region: 76-1224 (382 amino acids)
Biological process (GO): peptidyl-lysine trimethylation
Cellular component (GO): mitochondrion
Molecular function (GO): protein-lysine N-methyltransferase activity
Source: RefSeq, a predicted model, not a curated record